AUGCCCAAUACUAGAUGGUUGCUUGGGCAGUGGGAUACCUUGCAACUCCAUAACAAAAUUGGUAGGGGAGAGCGGUUCCGGAAAAACGCAACUUUGUCUCCAACUUAUGGCAACCUUUAUCAUGCAUCAUACCCCAACUUCGUAGGGAUGGAGCGAUUGGAAGACAUAUAUGUUCAUGGCGUUCAUGAUGCUAAACAACUCAUCCAUGUCCUUCGAGACAUACAAGCAUUUAUUGCCAUUAAUCACACCCGGUUACCUGUGAAACUCAUUGUUAUUGAUUCCAUUGCUGCAUUGUUCAGAUCACAGUAUCAGACAACGCCGGCAGAUUUGAAACGGCGGUCUAAAAUGUACUUCAAGAUAUCUGGGACAUUGAAGGCUUUAGCAAAUAAGUUUGGGUUAGCGGUGGUUGUCACCAACCAAGUGGUGGAUUUUAUUGGGCCACAUGAUGGAGUGAAUGCGGUGAGGUUGGGAAACUUGGAGAGCUUGCACACAUCACGCAGACGGGUGGGUCCAGCUUUGGGACUGGCUUGGGCACAUUGCAUAAAUUCAAGGGUGUUCUUGGCAAGACAUCAGCAAUCUGUUGGGGUUAACAGUCGUAAUGCUCCUUCACCAACUAUAUCUAGUCAAACACAUAGGACAUUUGACCUUGUAUUUGCCCCCCAUUUGCCCCAUGCAUCGGCUGAAUUUGUAAUCAGAAAAGAAUGUGCAGUAGGAGUAUCAUGGUAA
Molecule: messenger RNA, 726 nt
Organism: Prunus armeniaca (apricot)
Lineage: Eukaryota; Viridiplantae; Streptophyta; Magnoliopsida; Rosales; Rosaceae
Source: the annotation of a GenBank genome assembly